Molecule: messenger RNA, 1234 nt
Organism: Chaetura pelagica (chimney swift)
Lineage: Eukaryota; Metazoa; Chordata; Aves; Apodiformes; Apodidae
Gene: PLEK
Product: pleckstrin
Exons: 9
Coding region: 56-1117 (353 amino acids)
Biological process (GO): intracellular signal transduction; actin cytoskeleton organization
Cellular component (GO): plasma membrane
Source: RefSeq, a predicted model, not a curated record
CCAGAAGAACUAAACUGCCAGUGCUGAUAGACCUGAGAGCAGGAUCGCCUGAGACAUGGAGCGAGAACCGAUGCGCAUAAGGGAGGGCUACUUGGUUAAGAAGGGCAGCAUGUUUAAUACCUGGAAGCCCAUGUGGGUCGUGCUUUUAGAAGAUGGAAUUGAAUACUACAAGCGGAAGGCUGACAACACCCCUAAAGGGAUGGUCCCACUAAAAGGAAGUUCUGUCAAUAGCCCAUGCCAAGAUUUUGGCAAAAGAAUGUUUGUCUUCAAGCUCACUGUAGCCAAGCAGCAGGACCACUUUUUUCAAGCUGCCUACUUGGAGGAGAGAGAUGCCUGGGUACGGGAUAUCAAAAAAGCAAUUAAUUGCAUAGAUGGAGGCCAAAGGUUUGCCAGAAAAUCCACAAGAAAAUCUAUCAGACUGCCUGAAACAAUCAACCUGAGCGCUUUAUACCUCUCAAUGAAAGAUCCUGAAAAGGGAAUAAAGGAGCUGAAGCUGGAGAAAGAUAAAAAAGUGUUCAAUUACUGCUUUACGGGCACUUCUGUGAUUGACUGGCUGGUGUCUAGCAACUCCAUCCGAAAUCGCAAGGAAGGUCUCAUGCUUGCCUCCUCCCUCUUGAGUGAAGGCUACCUACAGCCUGCAGGGGAUACGUCCAAGGCUGCUGCCGAGGGACUGUCAGACACCCCCUUCUUAGAUCUCAGUGAUGCCCUCUAUUACUUCCCAGACAGUGGGUUUUUCUGCGAGGGAAAUUCUAGUGAUGAUGAUGUGGUCCUGAAAGAAGAAUUCAGAGGCAUAGUAGUGAAGCAAGGAUGUUUGCUGAAACAGGGACAUCGGAGGAAGAACUGGAAAGUGAGAAAGUUUGUUUUAAGGGAUGAUCCUGCUUAUCUUCACUACUACGAUCCUGCUGGAGGAGAAGACCCGCUAGGAGCAAUUCACUUGAGAGGCUGUGUUGUGACAGCAGUGGAAGAUAUGCCAGAUUCCAAGAAGUAUGAUGUGGACAACAUCCUGUUUGAAAUCAUCACAGCAAAUGAAAUCCACUAUUACUUGCAAGCAGCCUCACCCACAGAGCGUACAGAGUGGAUCAAAGCAAUUCAGACAGUUGCUAGGACUGGAAAAUGAAGAUGAUCUGCCAGCAAGAAGACAGACAACUGAAAUUAAUUACUCAAAACAAAACAGGAAUUUUAGCUUUUCACUGAGAAGAAGAAAUAUUGUCUAGAAAGGCAUCCUAAGGCUUGU